Messenger RNA from Dissoconium aciculare CBS 342.82, 1680 nucleotides. Its product is annotated as cell division control protein 3/GTP binding protein. Gene Ontology annotation, biological process: cytoskeleton-dependent cytokinesis. Gene Ontology annotation, molecular function: GTPase activity; molecular adaptor activity; GTP binding. The record is from RefSeq and is a predicted model, not a curated record. Gene Ontology annotation, cellular component: septin complex; cell division site; microtubule cytoskeleton. NCBI's taxonomy places the organism in Eukaryota, Fungi, Ascomycota, Dothideomycetes, Mycosphaerellales, Dissoconiaceae. The coding region runs from base 1 to 1491 and encodes 496 amino acids. The transcript is spliced from 5 exons.
AUGGACUCCAGCAGCCCAGCUCCCGCACUGGCUACUAUCGCACGCGUCGUCACUCCCGAUCAUCCUCGAGCCGACUAUACGAUACAUUCAAUCAAUCUGAAUCUGAACUUGACCACUGACUCCAAAUGCUCAGCAACCACCGCAGCCGCUACCGCUCCCCCCGUCCGAGCCUCGCCAGUCCCGAACUCGGCGGCAUCUAAUGGCAAGCACACCCUCUCCGUACGCCUCUCCAAGGACCCGAAGGCUGCAGCUCAGGCUGCCAGCGAUCUCCGAAACAUCGUCCGCAGGAAACUGACCGGCUAUGUCGGUUUCGCCAACCUGCCGAACCAAUGGCACCGCAAGAGUGUGCGCAAGGGUUUCAACUUCAACGUCAUGGUUGUUGGUGAAUCCGGUCUCGGCAAGUCUACCUUGGUCAACACCCUCUUCAACACCUCUCUGUACCCUCCCAAGGAGCGCAAGCAACCUUCGCUUGACUUCGCACCCAAGACUGUCAGCAUCCAGUCCAUCUCUGCCGACAUCGAGGAGAACGGUGUCCGCCUGCGUCUGACUGUUGUCGACACCCCUGGCUUUGGUGACUUUGUCAACAACGACGACUCAUGGCGACCGAUCGUCGAGAACAUCGAGCAACGUUUCGAUGCCUACCUCGAUGCCGAGAACAAGAUCAACCGCAUGAACAUUGUCGACAACCGUGUCCACGCUUGCGUCUACUUCAUCCAGCCCACUGGACACUCAUUGAAGCCGUUGGACGUCGAGGUGAUGCGCCGCCUGCACACCAAGGUCAACCUCAUCCCUGUCAUCGCCAAGGCUGAUACUCUGACCGACGACGAGAUCGCCGCUUUCAAGCAGCGCAUUCUCGCCGACAUUCACCACCACAACAUUCACAUCUUCGAGGGCCCUCGCUACGAGUUGGACGACGAGGAGACGAUUGCGGAGAACAACGAGAUCAUGUCCAAGGUCCCCUUCGCCGUCGUCGGCGCCAACACCGAGGUUCAGACCCCUGAGGGCCGCAAGGUUCGCGGUCGCCGCUACCCAUGGGGUGUGAUCGAGGUGGACAACGAGGAGCACUGCGACUUUGUCAAGCUCCGACAGAUGCUCAUCCGGACACACAUGGAAGAGCUCAAGGAGCACACCAACAACUUCCUCUACGAAAACUACCGAUCCGACAAGCUCACCGCCAUGGGUGUGGCCCAGGACCCCAGCGUAUUCAAGGAGGUCAACCCGGCGGUCAAGCAGGAGGAGGAGCGCUCGCUGCACGAGCAGAAGCUCGCCAAGAUGGAGCUCGAGAUGAAGAUGGUCUUCCAGCAGAAGGUGCAGGAGAAGGAGAGCAAGCUGAAGCAGAGCGAGGAGGAGCUCUACGCCCGCCACCGCGAGAUGAAGGAGCAGCUGGAUCGCCAGCGACAAGACCUCGAGGACAAGAAGUCGCGGAUCGAGAGCGGCCGACCGAUCGAGGAGAAGGGCCGCAAGAAGGGCGGCUUCUCGCUCCGAGGUUAAGAAGACACGCGCACAACGAUCUCGACAACGAUCACGGCGCCUCUCUCUGUCCCUCCUCUCCCUGUCGAUCCCCUCGGAUCCUCGUCCAUGAGCCCCCAAAGUCCGAAGAAACACCCAACCUUAUCUUCUAUGUGAAACCAUUCCCCGCUCGGCGCCGUAUUCCAAUUUUCAUGUUCUGUUCGAACUUUA